CGAGCGGUUCGCUGGCGUCCUCGCCCCCUUGUCUAGAUCAUUGUCGUUCCCUCUCCCCUCAGCUUCACUCUGUCGUGCGUUCGAGAAGAGCAAGUGCGCGCCGUCAGGAAUAUCCCUCCCUCGCGUUUUCGUGUCGUGUGCUGCAGCCGAGAGAGCGGCCUCUCCGGGCCCUGGCGCAGCUCCAGGAUACCCAGCAACCUGGCACAAAUGCAGUGAGGAUGCCGUCGCUGCUGGAAGCGCUGGAGCUGAAAUAUGGUGAUACGCCGGCAGACAAUUGUCUCACGGAUGACGAGAUCGAACCUCCGGUUCUUAGCGGUUCACCCCGUAGUACGGCCUUGUCAGUCAGCAUUUUCAUACCCAAGAAAUCGCCUCGGCAUACUGUGCCAGCUUUGCUCGUACUCCAGGACUGUGACAUCGAGUGCGCAGGCGCGGACGACGAAAAGCUACGCAACAAGUGCAGGAACGUCGAGGAACUCGACCUCGCUCAAAAUAAACUCUCCAAAUGGGACGAAGUUUUCGGCAUACUGCGGCACAUGCCCAAGAUUAAGUUCGUUAAUCUGAGUUUCAACAGCCUACCUGAGGCACUCGAGGUUAAGGAUGGCAAAUACGAUGCACUCCGUAACCUUGUGCUAAAUGGUACACGGGUUUCGUGGUCCACCGUCCAGGGUCUUGUUCGCUUAUUGCGCAACCUGGAGGAGCUUCACUUGUCGCUGAACGAAUACAAAACAGUAGAUCUUGGCUUCGAGAAACCAGAGAACUGCAACCACACAUUAAAGAAGCUUCAUUUUACUGGUAAUCCAAUCGAAUUCUGGUGCGAGAUCGCAAAGCUCGGCUACGUAUUUCCAAGUUUGGAGAGUUUGGUGUUAGCCGAGUGCCCGAUCAGAUCCUUGGACAUUGUGGAGAAGGAGAGAUUCGAGAACACGGAAAAUGAAGAUACGGAAAAUAUGAACCACAUUGUUGAGAGAAAUGGUGGACUACAUCUAGAAAAUGGAUUCACUGGUAAAGAUGUCUAACUAUUAAAAAAAAACGUUAAGAAAAUGAAACAACAACAGUAUUUUCCAAUUUUAGGGAACAGAAACUUCGAGGAGGACGGCAUGAUGCCGAAUUAUUGUCGAACAGAGUCCGAAUACAAUUCGGGCAAUACUAAGGUCAAAUCAUCGCACGAUCCUUUUAGAAUGCUCAGGUUUCUUAAUGUUAAUGGCACAUUGUUAUCCACAUGGGAUGAUAUUGAGAAGAUCGCGCGAUUCCCUGCACUGAAAUCGUUGAGGAUUCAAGGAUGCCCCUUGUUCGAGAGUCCACGUGAGUACACGGAACACGAGAGACGUCAAUUGUUGAUAGCCCGGCUGCCGAAUGUCGAGACCCUGAACGGUGGCGGCGUCAUCUCGUCGCAGGAGCGCGAGGACGCGGAGCGUGCCUUCAUACGAUACUAUAUGGAUAAACCGGAAGCUGAGCGACCAGAGAGAUAUGCGGAAUUGGUGGGUAUUCAUGGGAAACUCGAUCCACUUGUACACGUCGAUUUGACUCCGGACAAGAGGGUUAAAGUUAAAUUUACCUAUGGAGAUCUGGUCGAGGUAAGAUCAGUGGAUGUUUACAGAACUGUAUUUGAACUGAAAACUAAACUAGAAUCAAUGGUAAAAAUUCCUGCAAAUCGUAUGAGGCUAUUUUACAUCGAUCAGGAAUUGAGAUCUCAAUACGGCCCAGAAGAAAUGCUGUAUCCAAAUAAGCAGCUCUAUCGGUAUAAUAUUCGUAACGGGGAUGAAAUUAUUAUCGACAGUAAACUGAAUCGCUACGUUUCGCACCCGAACACGACGACCCAACAACAAGAUCAGCAACAGUCUUCCAUUCGUUCCUGAGGUCGGUCAUGUCAGCGCUAAAAUCGGCGCUUGUGUAUCCGAAAACAUAAUCGUAAAAUGACCGACUAAGUGAGUAGCAGCUCGAUGAUCCGAGGUGAAAGUGUUUAGUGAAAGAAUAAGUGCGGGACCGAUGAAAAAGUGAUUUUGAUAUAUACUUAUGUUCUAAGUAUUAACUUCGUAGCAGCUGGAUUAAUCACUUGUGCGCGUUCAUAAAAUGCCGUCCGAUGAUCGACAAAAUAAACGCACGAUUUUUAGGUAAUUCUGAGGAGUGCGAAAAAUUCUGUUUUACCGACGUGGUAUUUGUUGGUAUUCCAACAGUUUUUUAAGUUGCCUGAUAAUGAUUUUUAUGAA
This is a messenger RNA of Ceratosolen solmsi marchali, 2204 nucleotides long. RefSeq names its product tubulin folding cofactor E like protein mlt (gene mlt). The transcript is spliced from 8 exons. The record is from RefSeq and is a predicted model, not a curated record. NCBI's taxonomy places the organism in Eukaryota, Metazoa, Arthropoda, Insecta, Hymenoptera, Agaonidae. Gene Ontology annotation, molecular function: protein binding.